CCUACCAGUUACAAGGCCGUAGCCUACAUCAACCUAGAUAUAGCCGUGCAAGGUAACUUUGUAUUGCGGACUCGCGCUAGUCCUAUGUUUAAAAACGUCACUUAUCACUGGGCAAAGAGACUAAGCGAUCCCGUCAACUCUGACAAAACUGUGUACGAAACCUGGCUUGCGCACACUCCAUCUGACCUCGAUCCCACGGAGCCAAUGAUAUACAAUCUUUUCCGAAGCAGUGAUUACGUGGCGUUUUACGAUUACAUUGGUAUCCCCUCUAGUGAUUACGGAUACUGGUUCGGAUAUAAACGUCAAAGUAGAAUGUACCCUGUCUACCAUACGACGGACGAUACGUUUUAUUGGAUGAAGAUGUUCGGGGACCCGGGUUUCAAGGCGCAUAAAGUAAUGGCCCAGCUGGUUGGAAGUAUCGUGCUAGAUGUUGCUGGUUCGAUACUUUUACCAUACAAGCUAACAGACUAUGCGCACAUGUUGAAUAUUUCCUAUAACAAGGUUCUCAACUCGAACCUUUUCUAUGGCACCGACGUUGUAGAAACACAUUUACGGUUCCUUAAGGAGGCCAUCGACAAGUUUUUCAAGGCAGCGAUAAGGUUUGACGCGGAGAAAGAUCGUAUACGUUUAAGUAAUGACACCUUGAGAAUUAGAGUUACAAAUGAUCAGAUAGUUCAAGUAGAAAAAGCGUUCAUAGCACCAGUUGGGUUGCCAGGGAAACCUUAUGACAGGCAUGUCGCCUUCAACUUUAGAUUUCACAACAUUGAUGAUCUGCGUGCAACGUUUCCUGGGAUUACCCACGAGGCGUUCCUCGCUCUGGAGUCGAAGGACUGGGACGGGUCUCGAAGGCAGAUUUCUAUGGUAAUCAAUGCCGUGCAAAUGGCAACAAGCUUGAUUGAGCGUGUCCAUUUUCCUCAAUAGAUUUUAGAUGUUUUAUGAUAAUUUGUGACGCCUUCUCAGUCCUGGGCGACUUAUAUUUGUGUAAAUAGGCCUACCAAAGGUUAACCUACCAGUUACAAAUUAGAAGGUCAUAAUCCUUGGUCAUGCACCGACUCGCACGGGUAAGAAUUGAUGUUGACCACACCCAAAGUGUUACCCCUUAGAGUGUAGGAUUAGAGUUGAUUUUGCCAACGACCACCCCCGUUUGUUUUUAAUGGAGUGCCCCCCCCCCCCCCUCAACCACAUGAGAAAAAAAUAUGUGCUCGUGUAUGCUCGCCAAUGCGCGAGACCACUUGCUAGUCUCCUUUGCAAACAUCCAGGUUAACAUUCUCCUUAAAGUAAUUUAUAUAUAUAUAUAUAUAUAUAUAUAGAAAUCGCCCGGCAAGGGUCCAUGUGCUGUUCAGACACACACGGUUGGCGUCAGCAUGCUCCCUAAAACUAGAUUGUAACGUAAGAAACAUUAUAAUUGUUGUAUAAAACAAAUAUAUCUUUCAUUGAGAAAUCAAGCACAGCGCUCGUUUGAAUAAGAAAAAAAUCAAAAACAGCGUGUGCGCUUAUUUAAAAUUUAGGUGCGCGUCACUUCAAAACCUAUAUUAUAAAAAUAAAAAUAACCUCCGUUAUUAGAAGUCAUCAUUUUAAUUACCUCUGUAAAGUUUCGUAAAAAUUCGGUCACUCUUACCUCACUCUACAUAAUAUAAGGAAGCACACGGAGCGCCUCGGCUCGCUCACGACCAACUUUGCUCAAAGACGAUCUUUUUCACAAAUUUUUACACCGUGUCGUCAAACGACCGGCCUAGAACUGUGCUCCGAAGAUGUACCCACAUCGUGAAUGUGAACAAAUCCACAUAAGCUCGUAAAUGUCAGCAGAUUCGAUAACUCCACUGCGUCAAUUACAUAUGACUUAUUUCUGACUUUUCAUAUGACUGUUUGAUCAAGUGGUUAAGUGGGGGGUUUGAUCGAGAUGUCAGGAAACAAUUAGCUGGAAAUCAAAAUACACUAGAAGACCAGCUCUACUCACAUCAAUUGAAUACUAAGAGUAACAAAGUUCGAUUUCUGAUUUUACGGUUAAGAAGAAACGAAGAGGGUGGUUUCAAAAAGUUUGUAGGGUUUAUGGCAGAUUUCUAUGGUGUUGAUAAAAUCUUCUGCCAUUGAGUUGGCUUCCCACGCCAUUGUUUACGUUAGAGCCCCAGGAUUAAUCCAAAUUGAUUGGUUAUAAAGCUAAAGGGUAGCAGGGGAUUGGGAUAAUAAAAUAAAAAGACACGA
Nematostella vectensis (starlet sea anemone) is the source of this 2202-nucleotide messenger RNA. Its product is annotated as putative N-acetylated-alpha-linked acidic dipeptidase. The annotation marks the transcript as partial. NCBI's taxonomy places the organism in Eukaryota, Metazoa, Cnidaria, Anthozoa, Actiniaria, Edwardsiidae. The transcript has a single exon. The record is from RefSeq and is a predicted model, not a curated record. Gene Ontology annotation, molecular function: carboxypeptidase activity.